This is a messenger RNA of Oncorhynchus keta (chum salmon), 871 nucleotides long. RefSeq names its product slit homolog 2 protein-like. The transcript is spliced from 9 exons. The annotation marks the transcript as partial. The record is from RefSeq and is a predicted model, not a curated record. Gene Ontology annotation, biological process: negative chemotaxis; negative regulation of cell growth; retinal ganglion cell axon guidance. Gene Ontology annotation, molecular function: Roundabout binding; follicle-stimulating hormone receptor activity; heparin binding. Gene Ontology annotation, cellular component: membrane. Lineage: Eukaryota; Metazoa; Chordata; Actinopteri; Salmoniformes; Salmonidae.
CAGUGAGAACCAGAUUCAAGGGGUUCCCAGGAAAGCCUUCAGGGGAGCCGUAGAAAUAAAGAACCUCCAGCUGGAUUAUAACCAGAUCAGCUGUAUAGAGGACGGAGCAUUCAGAGCUCUACGAGACCUGGAAGUACUAACUCUGAACAACAACAAUAUAAGUCGUCUGUCAGUGGCAAGUUUCAACCACAUGCCCAAACUGAGAACCUUUCGUCUCCACUCCAACAACCUGUUCUGUGACUGUCACGUGGCCUGGUUGUCAGAGUGGUUGAGACAGCGUCCCCGUCUGGGUCUCUACACACAGUGCAUGUCCCCUCCUACCAUGAGGGGACACAACGUGGCUGAGGUCCAGAAGAAAGAGUUCGUAUGCACAGGCCACCAGUCCUCCCCCUCCUGCAGUGUUCUCCAGUGUCCGGACUCCUGUACCUGCAGUAACAACAUAGUGGACUGUAGAGGAAAGAGCCUUACUGAGAUACCUGAGAACCUGCCUGAGACCAUCACAGAGAUUCGGUUGGAGCAGAACUCUAUCAGGGCCAUUCCUGCUGGAGCCUUCUCUCCUUACAAGAAGCUACGCAGAAUAGAUCUCAGUAAUAACCAGAUAUCAGAGCUGGCACCAGACGCUUUCCAAGGCCUGAGAUCUCUCAACUCUCUGGUGCUCUACGGGAAUAAGAUCACGGAAAUCUCCAAAGGAUUGUUGGAGGGACUGUUUUCUCUUCAGCUACUACUGUUGAAUGCUAAUAAGAUAGCGUGUCUGCGUGUCGAUGCGUUCCAAGACCUCCACAACCUCAACUUGCUCUCUCUAUACGACAACAAACUACAGACCAUCGCUAAGGGAACCUUUGCUUCACUACGAGCCAUACAGACCCUGUAC